Molecule: messenger RNA, 732 nt
Organism: Pyrus x bretschneideri (Chinese white pear)
Lineage: Eukaryota; Viridiplantae; Streptophyta; Magnoliopsida; Rosales; Rosaceae
Product: probable ubiquitin-like-specific protease 2B
Exons: 3
Coding region: 1-732 (243 amino acids)
Source: RefSeq, a predicted model, not a curated record
AUGGUGUAUGACAUCCACGUACCUGCCCGAGGGCCUCAGGCUGAAUACUUAAGCCAUGUCCAAGACUCUGGGAUUCAUGGGAUCCAUUCUGAAGUCGAAUGUAUUAGUCCUGUAGUUCCAGAAAAGGAGUGCAGUGGCCAUAAGCUUAAUGCAAAUUGGUUUCUUUCGUCCGAGGCAUCUCUCAAGCGUACCCUUAUUCAAAUGUUAAUUUUUGAGCUACUUGAAGAUCAUUGUCGGGGAGUCUCUUCAGCAGCUUCUAGUGACGAAGACCAGGCUAAGUUUCCAGAAUGUAACAAGCAUGAAACUAGUGUGCAGCCUUUUUCAGGAAGAUGUGGUCCUGCUGUAGCUUGCCAAGAAAAUAUGUCAAGUUCUCAAGCAGGCCAGGGAAUUGAAAUUAAUCUAUUAUCCUCAUCUUCUCUAAGGAGUUCUGAGUGUGUUAAUGAUGCAGGCUUGGUUCUCCAGGAACUUUUAGAGCCAGGAGCCACCCCCGCCUCACUCUUUGGAGAAUAUCAAUCAUUUGAACAAAAAUCAUCUUUUUACCGUCUUAAUGGAGCUAUAUCACUGAUGGAGGACGACACCAAAACUGGGGAGCAGUUCGCUUUUUGGCCUACAGGAGACUCUGGUUUUCAGCAAAUAACUGGAAUUACAUCUCAAACUUGUGACAUUGAGCAUACAUCAAGAGCUUAUGGCGUUGAGACUGACUUUAGCGCAAGCGGAAAAUGGAAACACUGA